UUGCCCCAUACUCUUCUUCACCACCCUCAGCAGUCUGCCGGUGAGACUCUUCCUGUGCUUUUGAAGCAGCAGGCUGGACCGCCCGGGUCAGAAGGACAGCAACAACAGUCACAAUUGCCCAUCUCUACUUCCUUGCAGGCCUCGCGAUCAGAUACCGGCAAGCUAAAGACUUGUCCAACCUCGUCUAAAAAACAAGUGCCUAGUGUAGUGGCUGCUGGAAGUGAAGAUGCCUCUUCAAAGCACUCAAGUGCCACUUCUAGUUCUGGUUGUAAAAGACAGGAUUGUGUAAACCACGUGGCUCGUGCCAUCCUCUUGGGUGAGGAGUUAGCAACUUGCCAGACUCAUGCCCACAUUGGCAGAGCUUCACCAGGCGACCAAGGAGUGGUGGCUGAAAUGGCCCUAGCCGACUGGCGUCGCCGGCUUGACGCCUUACGCCGGCUGGCCUCUAUUCUUGAGAAGACUUCGGUUGACGAAACGAUCCUCCUUCCAGGUGACCUGCCUAAGGUUCGUUAG
This is a messenger RNA of Protopolystoma xenopodis, 513 nucleotides long. Lineage: Eukaryota; Metazoa; Platyhelminthes; Monogenea; Polystomatidea; Polystomatidae. The record is from the annotation of a GenBank genome assembly.